AGCUUGUUUUGACCGUGGCAAUAAUCGUACGCGCGUUAUGAAGUUACACAGUGUUACGACGUACGCUGGUGAAAAUGACUUUACACCUCGUGUCUACAGGUGUAAAGAUUCCAUUAAAAACUUGAAAAUAAAAGUACGUUUCCAGCUACCAAAAACAAGAAACAUACCUAUUCCACAGUUUACACCAAGAGAAAAUGACAAACAACACACUAAUGCAAAUGAUAAUACACCAGAAUAUGAAGAACAUACAUUUAGUUGGCAAGAGAAAGUAUUUAGCAAGUCUGAAGUCGAAUUUUAUCGCCACAGUGGUAACUGCAGAACACCACUUCAAGAGCAGUACCAUCAGGAAGUUUCAGAGUGGUCUGAUGAUACAGGGCAUCUGUUUACAUAUAUUGAUGCAGAUGGCUUCAGUGAAGAGGUGAGUGUUACAACUGGACAGCAGAAUUGUGCUGCAGGAAAUGGUAAACUUGAACUGUUGAAAAAACAGAGUUUUAUUCGCCGUAAACCCAAGAUAACGCAAGGUAAUAUUGUCAAUGACUCUCCUUCUGCAGAGGCAAAGAAACAAAAUCAUUCCCUGCAGAUAUGUGAGCAACUUAUGUAUAUAAUGGCAGAUCUCACAGAUAUUAGCAGUGUUGGUGGGGAAAGCACCUCUGUGGGCCAGACUAGUGUACUACCAACAGAAGUUGUCCUUUGUCGUUUGUCAUGGGACAGGCAGCGUGGCCUUUUGACUAUAAUGCCAGAUUUCUCCCCUACUUCACUGGAUGGUAAGUGUGAACCUUACCUGCUGGAAGUGGGAGGAGAUGCACGUAAAGCUUGUCGUUACUGGUUGUAUCAUGUCUCAGAGCAGCCAGAUGAUAAUAUAAAGGUGCCUGCUUUGUCACUUGGUAUUAGCCAUCUGAGCUUAGGAACAGACUUCAAGACUCCAGAACAAGGAACAGUACAGUUAACUGUACUAGUUGAAAUUGUAUCUGCCUCGGGCUAUGAUUUUGAUGGUCUUUUCAUUGAGUACUGCUUUGAACUGCCUGAUGGGUGGUCAGGUCCAUCUCCUGCACUUCUUGCCGGAGCAACACAUCGGUCAAAUAAAAAUGACAAAGGAGAAGCAUUUUUUGGCUACAUUUUUGAAGUUGAGCUUGCAAGCACAGAUGACAUAGAAACACAGUGCCUUCGCCCCCAGCUACUGAUGCGAGUUGCUUCGCUAGAUAGUUGGGGCCGUUUCCGUGUGGAAGGCUACUGCCAUGUACCUUUGCCUAACAGCGCAGGUCGUCAUACUCUUUCUGUACCCUCUUGGCGGUUCACACCGGAUGGACGCUUACAUGAAAUGAGACGUUUCUUUGUUGGAGGUGGUUGUAAUGUUUCAAUGGACAUAGCUGGAGUGCCAGAUGCAGUAAAGGGUAAACCAGUACUUGGCAAGUUUGGCUUGCGUACUGUUAGCAGUGGCACAGUCACAGUUCGAAUGGACAUUAUUCACCAGACGUCUGAAAGGGCAGAGGGUUGGGGGAAGAAUGUGCCCCAUCACCUGUCAUCAUCAGCAUUACUUAACAGUGUGGAAGCUGUGAUUGCUGCUUUCAGCAGAGCUCGUCACAGGAUGCUACGGGCAAGGCAGGGCCUCGAUGUGCCAUAGACAACUGUUCAGUGGAUCCUGUCAUAUAGUGCCAAGCACAGUGUGUUCCAACAGCAAAGAGGAUCAACUUGUAUUCUGCUUAGUGCAGUGGUUGCAAUCAGGUUAGGAACUGCUGGAAGACAUAAUGAAGUAUUGCAGUCAAAAUACAGACUUGUUAAACUGUAACAGUUUGGAUAUGCGUAUACAAUGCAAACAAAUAAAAAAUCACUUUUUUCCUUUAAUAAAGUUUAAUGGUCCUGUUGAUUUAAUCUGA
This is a messenger RNA of Schistocerca serialis cubense, 1874 nucleotides long. It is a transcript of the gene Mks1, whose product is annotated as Meckel syndrome type 1 protein. Gene Ontology annotation, cellular component: MKS complex. Gene Ontology annotation, biological process: cilium assembly. Bases 38 to 1621 code for a protein of 527 amino acids. The record is from RefSeq and is a predicted model, not a curated record. NCBI's taxonomy places the organism in Eukaryota, Metazoa, Arthropoda, Insecta, Orthoptera, Acrididae. The transcript is spliced from 8 exons.